AUGACGAAGCUCGGUACCUGCUUCUCAUGGACUUACCGCCAGCUGUCUGAGGCCCAAUGGACCCGAGAUCUAUUUUUACCACAAUUGCCUUUUACUGCCAUCCCAUCAGAUAGACGUGACUUGCGUCUGCAAGAAGCAAUCCUUUCAUCGUUCUCCGCAUCCGUUGUGCUCCGUUUCGUUUCCACCGUCAACGGUUACCUCGGAACUUCAUCGUCGUUGACAACGACCCUCGUCUCGCUCACCGGCAAGCACCACCACUCAACGACAGAAUAUGGGCGUCCUCUUGCGUGUAUUCAGAAUCUGCGCACGCCGGGUUGCAGAACUGGCUUGUGGAGUCGGCAGGGUGGAAGACCUCCGACGGUUGUUAGGGAUGAAGACAUCACCGUGGCACAACCAGACCCCGUACGCUCGACGGCUAACAGGGACCAUCGUUCACGUCGAGUCACCGAGGUCGAAAAUAGGACGGGAAAGAGUGUGAUCCGAUCUGAACGCUCCACGGUCACUGCAGAGAGGGAUAGAAACCACCCCAGAGUUGGGGCUGAAGCAAUCGAUGCUGGAAAAUAUGGAGAUCACUCGACGACAGAGAGAGAGAGCUCACUGGAGAUGGAUGACGGCGGGGAGGAUUUUGGAUGGGUCAGGUCCGUUCACGAUCGAGAUCCUGAAGGGCUGUACUUGAAGGUGUCUCAGCUGUGGGGAAGGGAAUUCGUAGUUUGGCCUGACGAACACGAUGCGGAAAACGACAUGAACUGA
This is a messenger RNA of Desarmillaria tabescens, 750 nucleotides long. RefSeq lists its product as uncharacterized. The coding region runs from base 1 to 750 and encodes 249 amino acids. The transcript has 6 exons. NCBI's taxonomy places the organism in Eukaryota, Fungi, Basidiomycota, Agaricomycetes, Agaricales, Physalacriaceae. The record is from RefSeq and is a predicted model, not a curated record.